GAAAAAGAAAGAAAAGGAAAGUGAGAGAGUUGAAGUGCACAGAGAGGUGUGUCUCCUCCAAUAGCUCACAAAAUACCUUUAUUCCCAUCAAUCUCACCACUUCUGGUUAUCCAUUUUGAUCCCUCUUCAUCCCUCCACUCACUCCUUCCCCAUCUCCUCCUCCAAUUCCUCUCUCUAAAUCCCAGUCAGAACCAAUAAAACAAAAUUAACUCACACCCAUGGUGCAUUGAAACCCAACAAUAAAGGGUUCAUAGGGUUUGUUCCUACCACUGUUUUUGUGUAGCAAUUGACAUCUGCCCGUGUGACAAUAACCCCAAGUACGACCAAAAACACCCUCUUUUACUGUGUCUCUUAAGCUUAAAUAGCGAGUGAAAAGGUUAGCCACACCAUCAUGGACCGUGGCUUGAUCAUGUUCGAUCAUAACAACAACGACGACGACAACAACAACGAUAGCGAUAGCAACAACAAGAAGAUGUUUUUGCCUUACAAUGAUCAUGGUCAAAGUUGUAGAGCUAAACUUAUGGCUCAUCCGUUGUUUCCUCGUCUAUUGGCUUCCUAUGUGAAUUGUCAGAAGGUGGGUGCGCCGCCGGAUGUGGUGGCGAGGUUAGAACAGGCUUGUACGGUGGCUGCUGGGAAUUGUAGGACGGUGGGACGUGGGGAUGAUCCGGGGUUGGAUCAGUUCAUGGAGGCUUAUUGUGAGAUGUUGAGUAAAUAUGAACAAGAGCUUACUAAGCCUUUUAAAGAAGCUAUGGUGUUCUUUUCGAGGAUUGAGUCUCAGCUUAAAGCCCUAGCUGCUUCCUCUUCUUCUUCGGAUGGUUAUGAGCUGGUCGGGCAAAACGAGUGUUCGAAGGAGAUCGAGGUUGUCGAUAUGAACGAAAACUACAUCGACCCACAAGCCGAAGAGAAGGAACUCAAAGGCCAACUUCUACGCAAAUAUAGCGGAUACCUCGAUAGCCUAAAGCAAGAGUUUCUUAAGAAGAAGAAGAAUGGAAAGUUGCCAAAAGAAGCUCGGCAACAGCUGCUCGACUGGUGGAGUAGACACUACAAAUGGCCAUAUCCAUCGGAGUCGCAAAAGGUGGCGUUGGCGGAGUCGACGGGGCUGGACUUGAAGCAGAUCAAUAAUUGGUUCAUUAACCAAAGGAAGCGCCAUUGGAAGCCAUCGGAGGACAUGCAGUUUGUGGUGAUGGAUGCUGCUCAUCCACACUACUAUUUGGAUAAUCUUAUAUGCAAUCCAUUCUCUAUGGACUGUUCUUCCACUCUCUUCUGAUUACAUAUCAUUUUAAUGUCGGUGGUUUGUUUAUGUUCUAACUCAUGUUCAUUAUGUUUUGAAUUGUUCUACAUGUUGAACUCAAACCCUUUCUUCUUGAUUCUUGGUUUAGGGUUCUUGUAUCGUAUGUGUUUGUUUUAGUACUAAUUUAGCUCGGUUCACAUUGUUUAACUUUUCGAAGUUUUAUUUUUAAAGUACACUAGAAAAUCUCGUUCCUUGAUCA
Cucurbita pepo subsp. pepo (vegetable marrow) is the source of this 1490-nucleotide messenger RNA. RefSeq names its product homeobox protein SHOOT MERISTEMLESS. Gene Ontology annotation, molecular function: DNA binding; DNA-binding transcription factor activity, RNA polymerase II-specific. Gene Ontology annotation, cellular component: nucleus. The record is from RefSeq and is a predicted model, not a curated record. Gene Ontology annotation, biological process: regulation of DNA-templated transcription. NCBI's taxonomy places the organism in Eukaryota, Viridiplantae, Streptophyta, Magnoliopsida, Cucurbitales, Cucurbitaceae.